AUGAAGCUCCUCGCUAUCAGGCACGGCUUGCUAUUGCUAGAGAACCAGAUUCCCUUCUUUGUUCUUGAAAAAUUGUUCAGCCUUACCAUAGAAUGUAUCCCCGAUCGUUCCCACGACGUUUCUCUUACUGAUUUCGGAAAUGAUAACCUCAAAAAGAAGGUUAAUACAAGUGAUUAUCAUGUACUCCAUCUCUUACACCAGUGCUACCUUCCUAAUGAUGAAUCAUGGGAAGGGAAAGGGGAUGAGGAUGAAAUUGAAUUCCCAAAAAAGAAAUUCAGAUUCCCAUCUGCAUCAGACCUCGAUUUGGCAGGAGUCAAGUUCGUGGCGGGUACUGGAGAAGACAUGUUCAAUGUCAAAUUCGAUAAACCUCAAGGCCUAUCACGGUGGUUCCAUAGAGCUCGUUUUGAAAUCCCAACUUUAUCCAUUUAUGAUGACACCGAGCCAUUGCUGAGAAACCUCAUCGCUUUCGAGCAAUGUUGCCUUGCUGUUCCGCGUUACAUGACAUCGUAUGGCUUCUUUAUGGACAAACUCAUAAAUUCGGCUGAAGAUGUUAAGUUGCUUGAAAAUGCUGAAAUUUUACAUAACUAUUUGGGUACCGGCGAAGAGGCCUCGGAUCUCUUCAACAACAUCUGCAAGGAAGUUGUGGUCGGAAGGUUCUAUUUUGAAAAAACAUGUGAGGCCGCGGGCAAUCACUGUCGGGAACUGUGGCCAAGAUUUAUGGCGUCGCUGAGACGCGAUCACUUUGCUAAUCCAUAGACAGGCAUAGCUGUC
Molecule: messenger RNA, 771 nt
Organism: Camellia sinensis
Lineage: Eukaryota; Viridiplantae; Streptophyta; Magnoliopsida; Ericales; Theaceae
Source: RefSeq, a predicted model, not a curated record